This is a messenger RNA of Hemiscyllium ocellatum (epaulette shark), 609 nucleotides long. Its product is annotated as inosine-uridine preferring nucleoside hydrolase-like. NCBI's taxonomy places the organism in Eukaryota, Metazoa, Chordata, Chondrichthyes, Orectolobiformes, Hemiscylliidae. Gene Ontology annotation, molecular function: hydrolase activity, hydrolyzing N-glycosyl compounds. The record is from RefSeq and is a predicted model, not a curated record.
AUGGAAUUAUUUACUGUGUCACAGAUCCCUGUGUUCCGGGGAGCCUGCAGUUCCCUCCUUGGAGAGAGGUUAAAUGCUUCAAUGUACCAUGGCAAGGAUGGCCUGGGGGAUGUUCCAGACUCAAACGCUCCAGGGAGGGGGAACACAACAGUUUGUGGAGAGUUUAACUAUAACCCAGAAGCAGCUUCCAUUGUUCUGAAUCAGUUUGUAUGUCCAAUUUAUAUAGUCAUGUGGGAAUAUUGUUUACAUCACUCUCUGCCUUGGGAGUGUUUUCAUGAAUGGAUAAAUCAAGGCACAGAGAAGGCCCGUUUCAUGAAGAAGAUAACAGAACAUGUUGGAAAAUACACUAAAGUCAAGCAAGGUGAUAAAGAAAUGCAUACUCAAACAGCGUUUGUGUCCUGCGAUUCUUUUGCAGUGACUGCGGCUAUUGAGAGUGUUGUUACUGAAUACACGCAGUGCAAUGUAAAUGUGGAGUUACAGGGAGCACUGACCAGAGGGCUGAUGGUCCUGGCUACACUCGGCCUUCAGAAAAAACAAAAUCGAGCCAUUGUUAUGAUGAAAUAUGAUAUUGACAAAUUCAAACAAUAUUUGAUGUCUGUUCUGAAAUAG